Lethenteron reissneri (Far Eastern brook lamprey) is the source of this 2553-nucleotide messenger RNA. Its product is annotated as B1 bradykinin receptor-like. Gene Ontology annotation, cellular component: external side of plasma membrane; membrane. The record is from RefSeq and is a predicted model, not a curated record. Gene Ontology annotation, molecular function: C-C chemokine binding; bradykinin receptor activity; C-C chemokine receptor activity. NCBI's taxonomy places the organism in Eukaryota, Metazoa, Chordata, Hyperoartia, Petromyzontiformes, Petromyzontidae. Gene Ontology annotation, biological process: inflammatory response; G protein-coupled receptor signaling pathway; response to mechanical stimulus.
CGCGUGAUCGCACUUAACCAAAGGGCCAUUCAUGCAGCGAUCACUUUACGCGCUCCAGAUAAGCAGCGUUACCCUGGUCAAGUGAGUGUGAGCGAGCAAGGAAGGAAGGAAGAGAGAGAGGGCAAGAGACGGCAGAGACGGCAAAGAGAGAGGGGCAGAGAAUUUGAUUUUCACCACCACCACCACCAUCGGAGGUCCAACGGAGACGGUAGAGCCCGCGAUGGACCGCGCGAGCCCUACCCCGACGGCGAGCGCGCACGGCGGCCUCAACGCGAGCGCCGUCUGCGACGUUGCCCCCUGCCCCGCGAACCUCACCCUCGAAACGGAAAUGUUCUGCAACGAGAGCACUAUCUGGAACUCCAUCUACGUCUUCGUCCCCACCGCGUACUACGUCAUCCUGGCGCUGGGCGUCGUCGGCAACCUCUCCGUCAUCCUGGUGCUCUGCCUGCAGGCCACCAAGCGCACGGCGGCCGAGAUCUACCUGCUGAACCUCGCCUGCGCCGACCUCCUCUUCGUCUGCACGCUGCCGCUGUGGGCCGUCAACAUCACGCGCCGAUACGACUGGCCGUUCGGCGACGCGCUGUGCCGCGUCGUCGGAGGCCUCGUGUACGUCAACAUGUACGGCAGCGUCUACUUCCUGACGGCCAUCAGCGUCGAGCGCUACUUCGCCGUCGCGAAGCCCAUGUCGCUGGGCCUGCGACGGACGCGGUCGUGCGCGCGCCGCGUCUGCCUGCUCGUGUGGGCCGCCACGGCCGUGUUCAGCGUGCCCGUGUUCGUGUUCCGCGGCACGGUCUUCCUCAAGGAGUACAACAUCACAGCGUGCAUCAACCAGGCGAACACGGGCUGGCUCACGGCCAACUACGCCUUCCUCAACGUCGCCGGCUUCCUCCUGCCCCUCGGAGUCAUGAUGUUCUGCGCGUGGCACAUCGUCCAGGAGCUGCGCAGGUCCUUCCAGAAGACGAGGCAGAACGAGAAGAGGGUGACCGUGCUCAUGUGCGUCAUGGUGCUCGCCUUCUUCAUCUGCUGGAUGCCCGUCCACUUCUUCCUCUUCCUCGACUUCCUCAUUCGACGCAAGGUCAUCGGGGGCUGCGACGCCACGGAGGCCAUCGAGGCCGGCGUCCAGAUCCUCACGGUGGUGGGCUACGCCAACAGCUGCCUCAACCCGCUCAUCUACGUCUUCCUCGGGAAGAUGUACCGGGAGAGGGCCUCGCAGAUCCUGCGCCGCGUGAUCACCUUCUUGCGGAGCUCGUCGAUGCAGAACAUGAGCCAGUCGUCGCGAUCGCAGAGCGUCACCACAGUGUUCCGCGUGUCGCAGACCAACCUCACGUCCGUAAUUCAGUCCAACGUCGCAGCAUUGUGAGCGACGCGCAUUCGUUUCAAAUCGGCUCCGCUAUUUCGACAAAGUUUGGCUGUCCUGCGACUGCUCAAUAAGUUUUGACCGCGGAUGAGAAUUAUCCGGGCCAAGAUGAGUUGUAUUUGCCCGAGUGGCUGGGCUGGCUGUGGGGGAGGUCACCGAAAUGACAAAAGAAAAUCAGGACAGAAAGCUGAGGAAUUGAAAAAAUACUGCCGAACAUAAUUUCCCCCGCAGUGCAAAUCGGCUCUGGCAAAGCAAAGCAGACAGUGCUGGCUGCGUUGAUGAAGACGGGGGGAGGGCGUAGACGUCGGGAGCAUAUAAGUGCAGUGCACCAAUGGAUUUUCGCUGCGCUGCCCUCUGCUGCCUAUAGCACCUGUUACGCGCGGGUGUUGCUAAUCAAAAACACCAGCCGGUGGCGAGUUGCUUAGUUCCUCGCGUUGUAUGCUGGACGUCGCGGGUUCGAUCCCGACCCUGAUGCCUGUUGUAUAUUUGAAGUUUGCAAUGUGUCACUCUCUCCCCGUAGUGGCGUGGAUUUUUUCUGCGGGUUCUCCGGGUUUUCCACUCGACAUUUAGAAACCGUGCGUUUAAAGUGUUUGGCUGCUGGGAUACAUUUUCACGUGAUAAGCCACUUCGUUGAGCUGUCAUUUGUGGCCAGUGGACCUUACCUGGUCAAAUAAAAAUAUAUCUGUAGUGGGUUCAAUUCAAGCGCACACUGGAACACUAUUUAUUAUCUAAACACAACGGGUAACUCUUAACAUUGACAGGAUAACGACAUGGGGUGGUGGUAACCACCGUUCUUAACUUAGCUAACACACGGGGUUACUACAUUUCUGGACCGAAGACCGAGGAUCGUAGAUGGUGGCUUCAUCCCAGAGAUGACCCAGCAGAACAGCCCGGCUCUCCGUCCACUCCUCGCUUAUAAUCACUCCGGCGUGGCCGGCUCUGCCCAAGCCACGCCCCCCUUCCCGAUCCUUCCGGAAGGCCCGCGCCCCCAACCACGUGACCCCCCUGGGGCCCAUGGCUCCCCUUUAUCCGGUCACGUGUCCUGUUGGGUUCACGCAGAGUUCUAGAUUUGAAGCUUUCGUGACUGCAAGUAUUCAUAUUCUUAGGUUUUUUCGGUAAAGUCACGUAGGUAAAAAAUUUAAAUUAAUAAAAGUAAAAUAAAAAUCAAAUAAAAAUCACGACGUUUCGGAGGCAAC